This is a messenger RNA of Pelodiscus sinensis (Chinese soft-shelled turtle), 8387 nucleotides long. NCBI's taxonomy places the organism in Eukaryota, Metazoa, Chordata, Testudines, Trionychidae. The record is from RefSeq and is a predicted model, not a curated record.
CUGCUGGGGGGCGACGGGGCGUCUUGCGCUUGUGCUGCACGUGUCUGUGCUGAGCUUGGGGAAGGUAGUUUAGGAAGCUCCAGAGCAACAGCCUCUCUUCCCCCUCCCUCCCCCCAUCACUUGAAGAGGUUCCGCCACCCGCGUUCCUCACUGACGUGCUCUGUGUUGUUGUUUUGUAAGGAAAGAAAGUUAGCCGAGCAUGAAAAAUCAUCCAUAGCGUUGAAAUUCUCUUUCACCCCGAACUGUGAAAUCACAACCGUGACUCUCUAAAUUGCUCUCAAAGAAGCAUAUUGUCACUUUCCUCAAAAAAGUGGCUGCAGUAGUUUGGUGGGCUGGAAGAAAACUUGCCCCCUAGUCUCCAAAGAAAGUCAGCCUAGCUAGUAGAAAUCCACUGUGGUGGUGUGGAAAAUAUUGUCCUAUCAGGAUAACGUUAAAACUUAAAUUGUAUUUGGGCUCCUAGAUGAUACAGUCAUUUGCCAAAAUAGAAAUGCAUAUCUAGAUUGUUUUUUGGAAUAAACAAUUGACUUGGUAUAGGGUGGAUAUACAUUCAUGCAAAAGAAAGCAAGUUUGUGUCCUACUGAGCAAUAUUCCAAGUAGCAAUGUAAGCAACUAGUUGACUACCCAAUAAGCCUAGGCUUAUUCAUUAGUCAAGUCAUCACUUGACUAGUCAUACCUCCUCCCCCCCACACACACAAAUUGCCUCUGUAUCAGAGGCAGCAAGGCAGGGGGAGUGGGAGCUGUCUUAAAAGCCAGUUCCCCCCAGCACCAUCUCUGUGCGGGGCAGGGAAGACAGAGGCACAGCAUGGGGAAAAUGGUGUAAGCCCUGACUGAGCAGCUCUGGCUCCAAGUCCCGGACCCUGCACCUCUGCUUUUUAAAUGUAGUAGGAGCCUGAUGGCUCUUAUUACAUCUAAAAAGGAGAGCCACAGUGAACCCCCAUAUCGACUAAUCAAAUAGUCAAUGGAAAUUCCAUCGGAUACUUGAUUAGCUUCCUAACUGCUAUUUAAUAUCCCUAAUUCCAAGGCCAUCAUGUCUGUGGGAGUGCAUAAUUGGAAAGCUCAGUAAAGUAAGAUGAGUUUACAAUGAAUUCAAAGGUGAUCAAAGAUAUUUUGGACAGAGUCCAGAUUAGGCCUUGCCUCUUUUUGCAACAUCUGUUUUAACAAUUUUUAGAACGUUGGUGAGGUGACAGAUUGUAGUUUUCAUGUCAGAGUACAUAAUGUCACCCCAUUAUGUCUUAUUGCAAAAUAUACACACUAUUUUGCAGUCAUUAAGAAAGAAGACAUGCUAGAAAAAUAUUUCUAUACAUCUUUUAUUUUUAAAUAAAGAAUUGUUCAUGUACAUAAUUGAAAUAAGACUUGAUUGUAUUUUGGAGAACAAUUAUGCAUUGGCAGAAAGAUUAAUUGAAUAUUUUCCACCUCUGUUCUUUUGGAGCAGAAAAGAGACAUAGGUUACUUGAAGUUUGUAGACCAUUCUAUUUAUACAUAUACACUCAUAUCUAGCUAUAAAAUAAAAAGAUGAAACUUUUAAUUUGCUGUGUUGCACCCAUGUUGUCCCAGGAUAUUAGACACACAAGGUAGCUGAAGUAAUAUCUUUUCUUGGACCAACUUAUGGUGGUGAAAGCUUGUAUCUUUCACCACCAGAAGUUGCUCCAAGAAAAGAUAUUACCUCACCCACAUUGUCUCUAAAAAGUUUUAGUUAUCAUGGUUUUUAUCACAGAUUCCUAUUAUGAAGUGACCCAACACUAAAUUAAUUGUAACUUAGACUCUUGUUUAAAUGUUCAAGAUUUUAUUGUAGAAAGAUUUAAUAUAUUUCCACUUCCAGGAAAAUUUAGGAUUUUUCAAAGUAUAAAUAGAUGUACACUAUCUCUUGUAGUGAAACACCUAAGAUCAUUUAACAUUAGCAAAAUCAAUUGCAGUUAUCUCUGGCUAUAAUUAAGGAUGUUCUCAUUUUAUGGAUAUUCUGUAUUUUUUCAGUAUUUAGAAAAUAACUUAAUGAAAGGAAGAAAGAAAAGACUGAAGGCUGUAAUUUGUGCACAUGAUGCACUUCUUGUCUUAUGUGACCAUCUGUAAUAAUCUUUUAAUAUGACUGUAUCUAGAGUGUGUAAAAAAGAUAAGGGUGGAGUAGAAGAUGUAUCUAUAUUUAGACUGUAGUGUCACAUUGAACAGAGUGCUGUGCAGUAGAAUACAUUAUAAAAGCUUGUUCUAAUAAUCAGGUAUCAGCAAAUCAGUGCUUCUGAUGUUGGCUUAAAUACAGGAAGUGCUGUCUAUUUAACUGCAGAAGAGCAAGGCUUUGGCUUCCUUUAAUUCUGAAGUGAAAGUUGUCACACUCCAAGAAAACUAAACCCUUUUAAAAGAUAGGCAUUAGUAAUAGAAUGCUGAAACAAACUUCUGGAUUAGCUUCAUUGGCUUUCCUGCUUCUUUUGCAUCCCAAAGCAUAAGCUUAAAUCGUCUCAGAAGGACAAGGUCCGCCAGUUUAUGGCAUUUACCCAGGCUGGUGAAAGGACUGCUAUAUAUUGCUUAAUGCAGAAUGAGUGGAAACUAGAAGUGGCAACAGACAACUACUUCCAGAACCCAGACUUGUACUACAAAGAAUCCAUGAAAAAUUCAGUAGACAGAAAGAAAUUAGAGCAAUUGUAUUACAGGUACAAAGACCCACAGGAUGAAAAUAAAAUUGGCAUUGAUGGAAUUCAACAGUUUUGUGAUGAUUUAAGCCUGGAUCCUGCCAGUAUCAGCGUCUUGGUCAUAGCAUGGAAGUUCAGGGCAGCCACUCAAUGUGAAUUCAGUAAAAAGGAAUUUAUAGAUGGAAUGACAGAGUUGGGGUGUGACACCACAGACAAGCUAAAAGCUCUAUUGCCAAGAUUGGAACAAGAGCUAAAGGAUCCAGUAAAGUUCAAAGAUUUUUACCAGUUUACCUUUACCUUUGCUAAAAACCCUGGACAAAAAGGUUUAGAUUUAGAAAUGGCUAUUGCAUAUUGGAAUUUAGUCUUAUCGGGAAGGUUUAAAUUUUUAGAUCUUUGGAAUAAAUUUUUGUUGGAACACCAUAAAAGAUCAAUCCCAAAAGAUACUUGGAAUCUUUUGUUAGAUUUUGGAAAUAUGAUUGCAGAUGAUAUGUCCAACUAUGAUGAAGAAGGAGCAUGGCCUGUUCUCAUAGAUGAUUUUGUGGAAUAUGCACGACCGGUAGUCACAGGAAUAAAGCGUAAAACUUCUUAACCAUGGACACUUCUAAAUGGACUAAGCUUGCAGUCUGAACUCUAUCAGGUAAUGAAGACCUUUCGCCAAUAACUGUGCACACUCACUGGUUUCAGUAGUCGUGGCAAGAUGCCACUGACAAAACUUGAAAUUGCUCCUUCUGCCUAAAGAAAAUGGUGGCUGACUCAACACUGCAAGAAGAAACUCAAGAUAGCCCAAGCUGUUCGUAGGAUUUUGGCUUCAAUUAUUGUACUGGUUGUAUCAUAUAGGAUGUAGAUUUUGCAUGAUUUUAUACUUUGGAGAAGUUUAACUAGAGGCCAUUUUAAAGUUUUGACAGCACGGCAUGCCAUUCAGUUCAUGAUCCAAGAUGAACACCAGCAGUUACAUAAUUAAAACUGUAUUAUAUUGUACUUAUAUUAAAAGCAGUAUUUGUGGUAUAUAAAUUAAAUCCCUAAAUAAAACGUAUGUAGUAUGUUGUAUUUUUAUACAAGUGAGCUCUGUGUAACUGUGCCCUAAUAUAAAUUUGUAACAAAACACUUUUUUCUUGGUGCCAGGAUUCUAGAAUUAUAUUUUAAGAUCUCAGUAAUGUACAGAUUGACCAUGUCUGUUUUUUUCCCCUUGUAAGAUUAAUUUUUUCAUCGCUGUGUUCACGUGAAGUACGUUUGGUUAUGUUGGUUAUCAAUAGCAUUGUUGAACAAGGACAGCUGUGCUUUGUUUUGAGUCCAAGGAUGGUUUGAAUAUCAUUAUUUACAAUGUUGAUUGAUUAGUCUUUCUUUUUUUACUUAGACCCUUAAACAACCAAAGAUGCAUUUUUAUAAUUCAUGUUUGAUAGAUAAACAUAAUUUAGUUUUUCUUCAACUUUCCAUUUUCCAUUUACUUUUGUGUAAAUAAUGAAUUGUUGGGAUUUGAGAAUUUUAAUAGUCUUCAAUUUGCCUUAAAACAGGUAGGUUCCAUUUAAAGGCCAUAUUCUGUGCAUGCAGUUUCUGAUCUGAUCUCAACCCUGAAAUGGAAGGGGGGGGGGGGCGACAUAUAACCACGGUACAUACAGUAUAUCUUAACCUCCCUUGAAAACUUUUGGCAGGGAAUUGAUUUAUUUCUCUACAUUAUUAAGAUUCUUGCAUCUUCGUCUAAAUGCUUUAUAAAACAAGUAAUAGUUCUUUGAAUAGGAUCCCUGUUAGUGCUCCACUUCAGAUGUGAAUGCACCUUAAACCCUUGCUCAGAGAUUUUCUGUUAGCCAUGUUUGUUUGGCCUGUGCAUGCAUGCUUUACAUCUUUAUUCCUCAUACUGAGAUUAUAUGGGGUUGCACAGAUUUGAGAGUGCCUCGGCUAGCUUCUUGUUUAUAGUUUAGUGUUAGUAUUCGAUAACUGUCAGUAGAUUGGUAGUGUGAGGAUUAAUUUUGUGCCUCUCCCUCCCCCUAGGGAGCGUUUCUCUCCUGACAUGAUACAUCUAGCUCUAUAGGAUUCAGACAUUUCUCAGUGGCGGUUACCCUAAAACUACUGCUUGGGAAACUCACAUAGCUCCCAGAAGUCUAACUUCUUCCUGGUCUUUCAAGCACUCCUGGAUGCCACAUACACCACUGCCAGGUCCAUUUCUGUGAUGGUAGUUAUGCACAAGGUGUUAUCGCUCCAACUCCCAAGGUUUCCAAGAGAGGUUCAGAGCACUUGAACACUUCCACUUUAAUGACUGAAAGCUGUUUGCAGAAACCACAGAUGAGUAUCUAGCCAUUUUAAAAUCUUUGGAUAUAUAGAAAGAGAGUCCAGAGAUCUUGUCCAUCUCAGUUCUCUGGAUUUCACAUAUCCACCAAACCCCCAGGAAGAGACAUAAGUUGCAGAGAAAGAAGGCUGCUCCUUCUCCUUGCACAAGUUUCAAGUCGUCAUUGAAAUAACAAUUUUGACAAGAUGGUUAGGGGCUUGAAUGUCCCAAACCUCAGGGUCAGCAGUAUACAAUCCUUUGCGCCACCCCCCUCCCUUUUGAAGACUACUUUUCCCAUUUCCAGUAUGCUUGGAGGCAGAUCACAAGUGGAUCCUAAAGAUCAUAACAGGCUACACUGCCCACUUUUCAUUCUCUCAUCAAGGACUCCUCCCAAGCCUUUACUAAGAUAAGAAAUAGACUGUAUCCUUCAAUCGGGAGCAGUAGAGCCAGUCCCAGCUCCUCAUAAGGGAAGAGGGUUCUGUUUGAGGUAUUUUCUUGUGCCAAAGAAGGGUGGAGAUCAGUUUCUGGAUUUAAGACCACUCAGAGUAUUUGGAAAGUUUCAAAAGUUCAGGAUGGUGACUCUGGCAGCAAUAAUCCUUAUACCAGAGGCAGGAGAUAGGUAUCUUGUAGGUUCACAGCUGAAAACCAGCUUGCAUACAGCAGUACACCUAUUUAACAAAAAUUAUCUGUUUUACACUAUAGGAGAGGAACAUUUUCAAUACAAAGUACUUCCCUUUGGCCUUUCCUUUAUUCUAAUGGUGUUCCUAAAGGUCGUAGCAAUACAGGUUGAACCUCGCUGGUCCUGCACCAUCGGGACCUGACUGGUCCUGAACAAGGGGAUUUGCCGGACCAGGGAAGGUAUCUCCCCUUGUGGCUGUGCUGUCACCAGGCUAGGGCCCCUGCUGUUGCCUCAGCCCCCCAGGUUCUUCCCGGCCCCGCUGCUGCCGGGGCCGGAGCACCACAGCCAGAGCUGAGCAGCUAGGGCAGAGUUGUGCAGCUGCCUGGCUCCGCAGCUGGAAUCAGAGCUCUGCAGCCCGGGCCAGAGUUCCCUGGCUGUCUCUGGGGCUGGAGUUCCCUGGCCGCUGAAGCUCCUUGGCCGGGGCCAGAGGACCACGGCCAGGAUAGAGCUCACCGGCCAUGGGGGCCAGAACUCCCCACCAUGCCAACUGUCCUCCCACACGCUCCACACACACACUCUGGGCUCCUGACUGAGUCGCCAGUGACCCUUACGGUACUCUUGCCCCCCCCUUCCACCAGACCUCCCUCUUCCUGGGCUCUGUGGUCCAGGAACAUCCGUGGUCCAUGCCGGACCACAGAUGUUGCUUGACUAGGGAAUCCUGGUUAAGGGAGGUACAACCUGUAGUAAUCGCUUAUCUUAGUCAUAGAUUGUUUUAGUCUACCUUGAUGACUGGCUGCUUAAAGGUCAGGCUUACAAAGCAGUACUAUCAUCUGCUCAGACAUCCCUUUUUCUUUUCCAGGAAUUAAAGUUCGGAAUUGGAAAAUCCAUACUGAUCCCUGUGCAGAGAGUAUAGUUCAUAGGGAUGUAUUUGAAUGCAAUGACCGCUCUGGCAUACCUUUCCAUGGAGAGAUUCUUAACUUUAUCACCUCUAAUCAGGACCGUUAAAGAGAGACUUCAAUCCUCAGUAAGAAACUGUCUACAGCUCCUAGGUCAUAUGGCAGCUUCGUCGUGAAGACAGAGUCUUGCAAGAUUUCAGCUCUGGUGCUCCCAAGGCUGGCUCAAAACAAUCUAUUCACCAACCAGAGCAGAUCAGGGUUCCUUUUCAUGUAAAAAAUUCCAUAUACGGAUGAAAAGAUCCGUUCAGCAUUGGUAUAGGUACUGAUUUAAUUUGCCCAAUUCCAACAAUAAUUGUGAUAACAGGUGUAUCUCUAUUGGAAUGGGGAACUCACUUCAGUGCCCUCACAAUUCUAGGGCAGAGGGAAAUCCAUCUCCACAUCAACUGAUUGGACUUCAUAGCAGUCAGGAAUGCUUAUCUUCAUUUCUUACCAGUCAUCUGGGGAAGUGCAGCUGGGUCAUGACAGACAGUGUGGCUUGCGUGUUCUGUGUCAAUAAAAAAUGGGGAGAGCAAGACCCCCUCCUUUUGCACUAACACAAAGCUGUGGAAUUGGUGUGCCUAUUGGAUCCAAAUUUCAGCCAUUUACUUCUCUGGAGUUCAGAACACCAUAGCAGAUGCCCUCAGCAGGUGUUUCACCAAAAUUUCCACCACUUAUUCCAGAACUAGGGAUUACCAGGCAUGGACCUCUUCGCUACCACCAGGAAUAAGAAGUAUUUUCUGUUUUGCUCAAGAGGAAGUAAGCUAUCGGUCUCUGGGAGACACCUUUCUCCUGUCUUGCAUGAAGAGGCUAGUCUGUACAUUUCCUCUAACAUGGUGAAGAGACUGCUGAACAGGGUCAGACAUGACCAUGUCAACAUUAUCCUUAUAGUACUGACCAGUCUGAGGCAAACUUGGUAUUCUUAUCUGCUUCAGCUGUGCAUCAAGGCAGCAAUUACAUUUAUCAUUCCUCAUCUCCUCUCCCCAGCUUUGGGUAAUCUAUUCACCCCAACCUGAGAAUCCUCUAUCUCUGGGCAUAAUUCCUCAAUUAUUCAUAUGAUUAGGAUCUACCUGUUCUAUGGAAGUACACGUGUCACUGAAUAAUAGAAUGGAGUCAAUCCAAAUUAUUAACCUGCAGAAGUGGAGAAAAGUCCACCAUUGGUUUCAAUGCCACUGAUGAGUGUAAGAAUUCUUGUUCCUUUCAGCUAUCUGGACUAGCUAUUGGACAUAAAGAAAUCUAGUUUAUUGGCUAGCUCGAUUUAAGGUUCAUUUGGCUGCAAAGUCAACUUUUAAGCCUCUGGUAGAAGGAUUUUCUCUCUUUGUUCACCCUGAGUAUUUAGAUGUAUUAAGGUUUUUGGGAAGCUCUCUUCAAGUGAGAGGUCCCACUCCAACUGGGAACUUGAACUUCAUAUUUAGAUGUCUCACAAGACCUCCAUUCAAACCAAGGACAGUCUGUUCAUGGCUUCACUCAUCCAUGUUUGGUAGCUGCUUUGUCAGCCUGUAUCAACAGAGAAAUGGGGCCUUGAUGGCAGACCUUCCUUCCCAUUUUAUGGAGUUAUUCAGGGAUAAUAUUUCUGCACACCCACACCUUACAUUCUUACCUAAGGUACUAUCAGAAUUUCAUCUGAAUCAGUCCAGUAAUCUUCUGGCUUUUUCCAAAACCACAUCUGUCUCAUACAUGGGAAGUUAAGAUGCCAAUGCCCUUUUAACUAGAUAGGACCAAGCAAUUUCAGAAGUCACCUCCACUGUUCAUUUACAUUAUAGACAGAUCCAGGGGGUCCAUAACUUCUACCAAGAGAUUCAAGAUGGAUCUCUUGGUGUAUUGUCACUUGUCAUGGUGCACCUGGUGCUUAGACCUCUCUUCCCUACAGGUGACAGAACAUUCUACCAUUCUACAAGGAACAUCUAGGCUGUGUCUAGACUGGCACGUUUUUCCACAAAAGCAGCUGCUUUUGUGGA